AUGAACAAGGUCAUGGAAUGGGCGGGGAAGCCUAAUGUAGCAGAUUUCCUGCCAUUUCUGAAAUGGCUCGACCCAAUGAGGAUCAAGAGGAAUAUGGUGCGGGACAUGGGAGAAUGCAUGAAGAUUAUCUCUGGGGUUGUAAAGGAGAGGGUUGAAGAAAAGCAGUCAGGAAGAGAGAAGAUGGGAAAAGACUUAUUGGAUGUGUUGAUGGAGUACGAAGGUGAUGAAAAAGAGGGACUUGGCAAGAUUUCAGAGAGGAAUGUGAUCAUCAUCAUCCUGGUAACCCCUUUUGAAAUUGAAAGGGAGUUUACUCCUCUCGGCAUAAAUGCUUGCUCGUUGUUGGGUCCAUCAAAUGGACAGGUCAUUAAAGUGCUGCACAAAGCUUUUGAGAAUGAAUCUAACGGGAAUACUAUUGUCAUGGAGGUUACCCCAAAUGGAGUUGCUACUGUGGUGGCAGGAUGCUCUGUUCCAAGUGAUGUUUAUGUUGUUGAGUGGUCUGCUGAUAUUUCUGUGGAAAUACCCACCGCAAAAUCUAGUUCCCUUGGUAUGGCCCUUGAUAAUUCAGAGGGUACCCGGUGUAACGAGGCAGAGCCAAGUAACCUUGCGGAGCUAAUGCGUGAAAAUGAGUUGCUAAGGACGAUGGUUGAGACCAAUAGGAAGUUUGAUCAAGGGGUUUUGAACCAUUGA
Messenger RNA from Ilex paraguariensis (yerba mate), 687 nucleotides. NCBI's taxonomy places the organism in Eukaryota, Viridiplantae, Streptophyta, Magnoliopsida, Aquifoliales, Aquifoliaceae. The record is from the annotation of a GenBank genome assembly.